This is a messenger RNA of Penicillium paradoxum, 966 nucleotides long. RefSeq lists its product as uncharacterized. The record is from RefSeq and is a predicted model, not a curated record. NCBI's taxonomy places the organism in Eukaryota, Fungi, Ascomycota, Eurotiomycetes, Eurotiales, Aspergillaceae. The coding region runs from base 1 to 966 and encodes 321 amino acids. The transcript has 2 exons.
AUGUCUUACUAUUCGCUCCAGGAUACAAUCGAUCAAUUUUUUUCCGGUUGCACCGUCACGCAGGAGGAAUGCGACCGAACAGCUGCUGAGAUCACUGGUGAAGCUGUGCAGCCAGUCCGGCUUCAAGGAGCGUUCAGUUACACUGUAGCAGGUCAGGAGCUCCUUGUACAAUUUCGUGUUCCUGGGUCUCUCUUGAAUACGGAAAGGCUGAGUCUCGCUCGGAAGAUAUACGGCAACAUUGUACCUGCCUGUGUCAAUAGGGGUGUUCUGGGAUUAUCGCCCUCACUUGCUGUCUAUGUAAUGGACAAGGUUCCCGGUAUAACCUACAUCGAAGCGCCUUUGACAACAUUAUAUUGUGUUACAUGGCAAGAGAAAACAGUGUCAGACUUUGCAAGAUUUUUCGCUAGUUCAUGGGUGAACCGACUAGCGGAGCCUCAUCGCUCUGAGCACUCUCUGGCAGAUCUUCAAAACAAGCUGGAUGUACUUUUACGGCAGCUACCUUCGCGUUUCACAGGCAUCAUCGCCAAGCUUCGCGAAGAACUUCCAGUAAUAUUUAUUCCCGGGUAUCCGUUGACAUUAACUCACACUGAUCUGUGUGAGAUGAAUAUUGUUGUCAAUCCUCAAGCGGGCGGUAUCAAUGGAGUUAUCGAUUGGGCUGAAGCCAAAGUUUUGCCUUUUGGGAUGUCUCUAUGGGGGUUUCGGAACAUGCUUGGUAUUAUGAACUCAAGCGGGUGGCAUUACUUCGAAAAUUCUUCCAGUCUGGAAGACCUUUUCUGGGAUACAUUCUAUAGACAUGUGGGAAAUAUUUCCAACGAUGAAAAAAGUGCAAUAAAGAUUGCGGAACGGACUGGAUUGGUUCUUCGCUAUGGUUUCACUUGGGAAAAUGGGGACCUUGAAAGGCCCGUGAAUGAGCAAGAUUCUUCAAUUAGAUAUCUGGAUGCAUUCUUACACUCCUUGGAGGAUUGA